GCCUUUGUGAACCCCCAGCCUUUCGUUGACAACUUCAUGAUCAGUAAUCCCAUCGAGAUAUCUUCAAACUAGGUGGAUAUUGUCAAGUAGAACUUGCCGAAGAUUUCGGUUAUGUAACUUUGAUGAAGUUGUAUUUAUUGAGUUGCUUUGAUGGUUCUUGUUGUGCUUUGACCUUCACUCGCGAUCUCACCACUUACACGCCCUCACGCUCAACAGCUCGGCACUCACACCCCUGACCCAUCUCUUCAAUACCACCAAGAUGUCAACAUCGACCAAGCCCAUAGCCCUCGUAGUAGGCGCUUCAAGGGGCAUAGGCCGUCAAGUAGCCAUCGACCUCGCCAAAGCUGGCUACCAUGUCAUCGUCUCCGCAAAAUCAACAACGCCCCUCUCCUCCCUCACCACCCUCUCGCCCUUCCCCCCCGACCCCAACUCCCCUCAAUCAACCAUCACCACCGUCGCCCUCGAGAUAACCCAGCUCGGCCUCUCCGCGACCGCGAUCCCAGUCGACACAACCUCCCAAACCUCCAUCGAGAAUCUCAUUCACGAUAUCAUCACUUCCCACAAAAGACUCGACGUCCUAAUCUACAACACCGGCGCCAUCCACUGGGGCCCCCUCUCCACCACCCCCCUCAAAAAAUUCCUCCUCCUCCAAUCCGUCAACCCAACCGGCCUCUACAUCACCCUCCACCACUCCCUCCCCCACCUCAAAUCCUCCCCCCUCGGCGGCCGGAUAAUCGUCGUCUCCCCGCCAAUCUACUCCCGCUUCUUCCGCGGAAAAACCGCCUACGCAAUCGGCAAAGUGGGCAUGUCCGUCCUUGUCAAAGGCCUGGCAAUGGACUUCGACCGAGAAGCCCUUCCGCUCCCUGACAAAAACCGCCAAAAAGGUAUGGCCAUCACCGGCAUCUGGCCCGCCGUCGCCAUCGAAUCCGCCGCGACAGAACAGUUCACACGACGCGACCAAGAGUAUAAACGGGAUUUGAGAAAGCCUACUAUUUUCUCUGACGCCAUAUUGGCAAUCUUGGACGCGCCGGCGGAGAGGGUGAAUGGGGAGUUGUUACUUGAUGAGGAUUUCUUACGGGAGGAAAGGGGUGUGACGGAUUUUGGAAAGUACUCUCUGAUACCGGGGGCGAACCCAAAGAGGAUUAUGCCAGAGGUGUUGCCUGAUUUGAGGGUCAAGGAGCAGGAUGACGAGGGGAUGAGGAUUGAUAGUUCCAAGCUUUGA
Molecule: messenger RNA, 1222 nt
Organism: Podospora pseudocomata
Lineage: Eukaryota; Fungi; Ascomycota; Sordariomycetes; Sordariales; Podosporaceae
Exons: 3
Coding region: 260-1222 (320 amino acids)
Source: RefSeq, a predicted model, not a curated record